This is a messenger RNA of Clonostachys solani, 231 nucleotides long. Lineage: Eukaryota; Fungi; Ascomycota; Sordariomycetes; Hypocreales; Bionectriaceae. The record is from the annotation of a GenBank genome assembly.
AUGGCCCCUACCAUCGAGAACCAGCCCAUGGAGCUCCCCAAGGCCCCUGAGCAAGUCCAGGUCGCGCAGCCCAAGAUGAGCCAGGCUAUGGAUCCUCAGCGCCCUCACGCAGAGUCCGAGUUGAGCCUGCGCGGCGGAAGGGAAGGUGAAGGCAUGUGCCCCGGAAGAUUCUGCUUCAUCAUCCCUUGCCCAAUCCCGUGCAACUGCUGCAUCAUCCCCUGCCCCUGCUAG